Molecule: messenger RNA, 2800 nt
Organism: Acanthochromis polyacanthus (spiny chromis)
Lineage: Eukaryota; Metazoa; Chordata; Actinopteri; Pomacentridae
Gene: tubb6
Product: tubulin, beta 6 class V
Exons: 6
Coding region: 284-1624 (446 amino acids)
Biological process (GO): microtubule cytoskeleton organization; mitotic cell cycle
Cellular component (GO): cytoplasm; microtubule
Molecular function (GO): GTP binding; structural constituent of cytoskeleton; GTPase activity
Source: RefSeq, a predicted model, not a curated record
GGCGGGGCCGCGGGGACGCGCUCGACGAGAGGACAAGAAGCAGGCGGCGCGCUCCCGCUGAACAGACGCGCACCGGAGAGCAGCACCGGAGGACGGACAGCGGGACCGAGCAGCACCGACAGGAGGACGGACAGCGGGACCGAGUAGCACCGACAGGAGGACGGACACAGAGACCGAGCAGCACCGACAGGAGGACGGACACAGAGACCGAGCAGCACCGACAGCAGGACGGACACAGAGACCGAGCAGCACCGACAGGAGGACGGACACACCGGAGGUCAGGAUGCGGGAAAUCGUUCACAUCCAGGCGGGACAGUGCGGGAACCAGAUCGGGACGAAGUUCUGGGAGGUGAUCAGUGAUGAGCACGGUAUCGACCCGGCUGGGAGCUACGUCGGCGACUCGUCUCUGCAGCUGGACCGGGUCAACGUCUACUACAACGAGGCGUCCUCGCAUAAAUACGUCCCCCGGGCCGUGCUGGUGGACCUGGAACCAGGAACCAUGGACAGCGUUCGCUCGGGAGCCUUCGGACAACUUUUCAGACCGGACAACUUCAUCUUUGGGCAGACAGGUGCCGGCAACAACUGGGCUAAAGGCCAUUACACCGAGGGGGCGGAGCUUGUGGACUCGGUGCUGGACGUGGUGAGGAAGGAGUGCGAACACUGCGACUGUCUCCAGGGUUUCCAGCUGACUCACUCCCUGGGCGGGGGCACCGGCUCCGGUAUGGGCACCCUGCUGAUCAGUAAGAUCCGGGAGGAGUACCCCGACCGCAUCAUGAACACCUUCAGCGUCAUGCCCUCACCCAAGGUGUCGGACACCGUGGUGGAGCCCUACAACGCCACGCUGUCGGUCCACCAGCUGGUCGAAAACACCGACGAGACCUACUGCAUCGACAACGAGGCCCUCUACGACAUCUGCUUCCGCACUCUGAAGCUGACGACGCCGACCUACGGCGACCUCAACCACCUGGUGUCGGCCACCAUGAGCGGCGUCACCACCUCGCUGCGCUUCCCCGGACAGCUCAACGCCGAUCUCCGCAAGCUGGCCGUCAACAUGGUGCCCUUCCCCAGGCUGCACUUCUUCAUGCCGGGCUUCGCUCCGCUGACGGCCAGGGGCAGCCAGCAGUACCGGGCGCUCACCGUCCCGGAGCUCACCCAGCAGAUGUUCGACGCCAGGAACAUGAUGGCGGCCUGCGACCCGCGCCACGGACGCUACCUGACCGUCGCCACCGUCUUCCGCGGACCCAUGUCCAUGAAGGAGGUGGACGAGCAGAUGCUGAACGUCCAGAACAAGAACAGCAGCUACUUCGUGGAGUGGAUCCCCAACAACGUGAAGGUGGCCGUCUGCGACAUCGCGCCGCGGGGGCUCAAGAUGGCCGCCACCUUCAUCGGCAACAGCACGGCCAUCCAGGAGCUGUUCAAGCGGAUCUCGGAGCAGUUCUCGGCCAUGUUCCGACGAAAGGCCUUCCUGCACUGGUUCACGGGCGAGGGCAUGGACGAGAUGGAGUUCACGGAGGCGGAGAGCAACAUGAACGACCUGGUGUCCGAGUACCAGCAGUACCAGGACGCCACGGCCAACGACGGCGAGGAGAACUUCGAUGACGAGGAGGACGAGAUCAACGACUGAAGCUGGGAGAACUCUGAAGCAUUUAGACCACAAAAAUAUUUUGAUUUGACGACCGUCUCUUCAGAAACCCUCUUAGCUCUCAGCAGCUUUGGGAGACCUUUAGCUCCUGUAACGUUUUUAGAAGAGUAAAAUUAAAUUUAUUUAUUAAUAUAUAUUUUUAAAAAUUACCAGAAACAUACACAAAAUGACCACAGAAAGACUCAAAAUGAGCACAAAAGCACACAAAAUGACCACAGAAAGACUCAAAAUGAGCACAAAAGCACACAAAAUUACCACAGAAAGACUCAAAAUAAGCACAAAAGCACACAAAAUGACCACAGAAAGACUCAAAAUGAGCACAAAAGCACACAAAAUUACCAUCAAGCGAUGUAAAAUUAUUACAAAAAGAUACAGAAUGACCACAAAAUGACCACAAAAGGGAUGAAAUUAUGACAAAAGACUCAAAAAGACCAUAAAAAGACACAAAAUGACCACAAAAAGAAUAGACAGCAGGUUUUGGACAGUAGAACUGGUGUUAAUUAGAAAUCUUAAAGAAGACCUCGGCCUAGUUUUCUUUUGUGUCUGCUCUUUAAUCUACUAAUAGAACAUUUGAAGAAUGAAUCAACUAGUUGGUUCAAAGUGAAAGUGUCCUUAAAAUCCUGAACAUUGUCUCGCUUUCUGUCAUCUGUUAGUGACUAAAUGUGUCAUCGUUCAAGAUAAACUUCUUAACUCUAGUAACAGAACCUUUUAUUUAGAGAGUCAUGUGCUCUGAAUUUAGGACUUUUCAUUUUAACACCUUACAGGACAGUGACUGCAGACACAAAGGAGACAAAACAACUGCAAAGAAACGAAACAUUCUUACAAAUAAGCACAAGAUGACCACAAAAAGACAUGAAAUUACCAAAAAGAGACACAAAAUGACCACAAAAAGAUGCAAAAGGACUAAAAAUAAACACAAAACGACCAGAUAAAGUGCCUAAACUUCUCCAAACCUUGUCUUGUUUCAGGACUGCAGAGAACUGAAUAUUUUUGGUUAAAAUAACUCUUCAGUUCAUGCAGCAGGCGCCGUGAAUGCACGACAACAGACUGUUUCCCUUUUUGUACUGUGUUUUAGUGAGUUUGUUGUUUUCAAGCUGUGAUUUUUGUACUUGUGAGCACAUCUCUACUGGCUGACAAAUAAAAGCUUCUUUAAAAGUC